Molecule: messenger RNA, 4716 nt
Organism: Hypanus sabinus (Atlantic stingray)
Lineage: Eukaryota; Metazoa; Chordata; Chondrichthyes; Myliobatiformes; Dasyatidae
Product: tumor necrosis factor ligand superfamily member 10-like
Exons: 6
Coding region: 60-950 (296 amino acids)
Biological process (GO): immune response
Cellular component (GO): membrane
Molecular function (GO): tumor necrosis factor receptor binding
Source: RefSeq, a predicted model, not a curated record
UGAAGAAGUGCCGCACUGGGAGCACCUCACACUUGAGGUGCGAGAUGAUAGAAGAUUGAAUGUUGCGCCCAGGCAACUCCACUAUGAGGGAAGGGAGUGCGCCGACACUGUCUGCUCUGGUCGACAACGUGAAUGAAGCGGGGAGCAUGCAGACGCAAGGAAAUCGCUGCGAGCACCGACCUUCGGUGUCCGUCCGGAUAGUCCUCUACAUGGUCACCUUGUUAGUGGCGGCACACAUGAUCACCAGCACAAUGCUUUACGCUUAUCUCUCCAUCAAAUUCGACAAGGUGGAAAGGGACUCGGAAUUUCGGCUUCCUGGACACACAGCGGAGCGACGAAAUCAAAGCCUGGCCGACGCCGAGCUGUUUCUGCAGAGCAUUUACCAGGUCCUGCAGCACAGAGCCAAGGAUCAUACAGGGCCAGAGGGUGGUGUCUUCAACGCACAGAAAGGUGACCAUCCAGGGGGACACAGGUUCCACAGCCCCCAGCGUACUGCAGCUCACCUUAUUGGCAUCACACCAGGGGAAAGUCCACCAGGGACCACUUUUCCGUGUGAGAAAGGGUCUCCGAUCAAAAAGUGGAUGGCUGCAGAUUUCCCCGCGUUUACGCACAACAUCAACUACACCAGCGGUAAGCUAGUUAUCACCGAGCCUGGUUUUUACUAUAUCUAUUGCCAGGUUAGUUUUCGGCUAACCAGUGGUAAGCCCGAGAGAAAAUCGAACGUGCCUUUUGUUCAGUACAUCAAUCUGCAAAGAGACCCGACACAAUCUAUAAUGCUGAUGAAGGCUUCCAAAACGCCCAUGGAUAAAAGCCAAGCUUCCAGCUUCAACUCUGUGAACCAGGGCGGAGUCUUUCAGCUGAAGGAGGGAGACCAGCUCUUUGUAUCCGUGACCACCACAGAUUUGCUCAGUUAUGACAUCGCCACCUACUUCGGCACUUUUCGGCUUUAGUUCGUUCUGAGCCCAACCAAGGCAGCCGCCAGUGGCGGCCAACGGACUCCUCACACCAGCGGGGCUUCCUGCGACCCUGAGUCUAGCCUGCUACAAUAUCCCACCCUUGCACACCCUCGGUGCAAAACGAAAUACUCAAACGUUCACACUUUCAUAAUCAUCACUCAGUCUUGAUGAGUGACCUCUGCACUCUUCUCCGCAUCCCAGUGAAAACCACGCCAGCUCUCUCGUUUCCCUUUGUGGAUUCUGAAGGACAUGGACUACAUUUUCAAAACGUCGUAGGCCGCCCAGUGUCUGGGCUUCGCCGCCACACAUCUGGGUACCGUUCAGUUUUCGGGGAAUCAGGUGUUCCUUGCCGAAGGAUACAGGAAAGCCGAUCUCUCCGGGAUGAAUGUUGCUCCUGUUGUCACCAUUAGCUAACUUUCUCAGCUCCAUGCUUUCUUUCUGUGGCAAACAGCCCGAACUUCCCCCGAAAUCUCCAAGUGUGUUUGCACGAGAGAGGUGUGCCCGUGUCAAAGCGAAACGAUUUGUUCCACGGGAUUUGUGAUUUGACAUGCCGCCUUUUGCAAGGAAUGUCUGCAAGAAUUGACUUGGCGGCUGACAUCCGCUGCACACCAACAUGAAGGCGGCCUGCAGUUCGUAAACAGAAAACCGCAACCCGCACCAUCAUGGCUACAGCGGGUACUGCUUAACUUGUCACCGAGUUCCUUUAGCAUUUCUCUGAGUAGAACUUUAUCAAAUCGGGAGUGAUGAGAAGUGAUGGAGUCUACCCCGUGACACAGGAGGAUCACUCCGAGACCCUCGGAAAACGACGAGCGUUACACAUGGAGUAUUUCUCAGCAGCAACAAACGAGAAGGAAAAUUAAAAUAUUUCAGUCGCUGUGUGGAUAAAACAGUUUUAAAUAGACACACAGCCUAUUCCAUUGUCUUUGUGAAGUGGUUUAACAAUUGAAGCGAUCUCUUUGAUAAGGUGAAUCGAAGCAGAGGUACUCAGGAAGUGGAGCUCUCAACAGCCGAGCGAGUAUUGCUGAAGAGCGCUAGUGUUAUUGAAAAGUAAUGUUCCGUGUGGACUCACCCCUCACUUUCAUCCUAUUGAUCAGGCAGCCACAUGUAACAUCCUGGCUGUUAACCUGCAGGCCACACUGCAGAGUGCCGGCACCGAGCGCUGAAGCCCCACAGCCAGGCGCCAAGCAAGGCAGCAACAUCGUUCAAUGCACAAACCUCAAAGUAAAUUCAUUAUCAAAGUGCACAUAUGCCACCAUAAACAACCCUAAGAUUCAUUUUCUUGCGGGCUUUCAGUAAGUACAAAGGUACAAUAAACCACACCCCCAGCUAAAUAAUUAUAAUAAAUAAAUUAGCAAUCAAUAUCGAGAAAGUGAGUCCAUAGAUUGUGGAAGAAGUUCAGUGUUGGGGUAAGGGAAAUUAUCCCCUUUGGUUCAAGAGUCUGAUGGUUGAGGCUCCUGUAACUCCUUCCUCAUGCAAGAAGAGAGCAUGUCCUGGGUGGUGGGGGUUCCCUAGUGAUGGAUGCUGCUUUCCUACCACAACGGUCCUUGUAGAUGUGUUCAAAGGUGGCGAAGGGUUUACCCAUGAUGAACUGAACCCUGUCCACCCCAUUCGGGAGGCUUUUUCAGUCAUGGGUGUUGAUGUUCCAUACCUGGUUGUGAUGCAGCCAGUCAAUAUACUCUCCACCACACAUCUAUAGAAGUUUAUCAAAGUUUUAGAUAACAUGGCAAAUCUUCACUGACUUCUAAGAAAAUAGAGGUGCUGCAGUGCCUCUUAGUAAUUGCACGUAAGACAUGUCCUCUAAAAUGAUAAUGCCAAAGAAUUUAAAGAUGUUGAUUUCCUCCCUGCCCCCCCCCCAUGGGUCGCCCAAAGUACUAUCUAUCCCCUGAUGCCCUCUGUGAAAUGUGUGUUCUGACAUUAUCCCUGAAAAUUUUACUCUGGGUGUAGGAUUGUGAAUGUUGUUUUGAAAAAAUGCUAAAUGGAAUUCUUUGUUUUAGGGAAUUCUGAAGAUGUUUGUAUUUUAUUUAUCAUUUAUAUUCAGUAAGUUGAUCAUGAAAUAACACGUGGAUUUCAAACUGACCUUAGGAGCCACAUGUUGUUUGUGAUUGGUGUUUAAUAUUAUUGUUAAGCUAUUUAUUUCAUUAGAUUGUUCACAUUUUUAUUCAUUGUUUCACAGUACUGCUCAUUUUGUGAAUAUUUAUGCAACAAUAGCUACUUUAGUCUUUUGUAAACUUAAAUAAUAAAUAUUGUCUUAUUUUCUGUGAAUGAAUAUAUUUUUUCUUGUGUAUUAUCAGGGUCAAAAUUAUUUAAAUCUAGCUGUGGCUUAUAUUUUGGAUAGACUGGGUAGGCAGGUUCACAACUUUAGUCUGCUUCCCAACUCUAUUGGGUGAUUAUCAGCUCAAAGGGUGGCAGAAAGUCAUUGAUGGAAAUGUCUGCACAGGUUGAUAAGGGGGUGAAGAAGGCAUAUGACAUGCUUACCUUUAUUAGUUGAGGCAUUGCAUUCAGAAGUCAGUAAGUUAUUUUGCAGUUUUAUAAACCUCUGGUUAGGCUGCAUUGGCAUACAAUUCUGGUGUCUCCACCGUGGGAAGGUAUUUGAGGCAGAGGAGGUUUACCAGGAUGCUGCCUGGAUUAGAGAGCAUGUUUUAUGAGGAAAGUUUGAGUGAGCUGGGGCCUUUACUCUUUGGAGCGAUGGAGGGUGAGGUGACUUGAUGGAGGGUGAGGUGACUUGAUGGAGGUGUACAUGAUGAUAAGAGCUGUAUUUCAAGUGGACAGCCUGAAACUUUUUCCCAGGGCGGAAAUGGCUAAUAUGAGAAGGUAUAAUUUUAAGAUAAUUAGAGGAAAGUUUUGGGAGGAAGUCAAAGAUAAGUUUUUUUAACACAGUGGCAGGUGUGUGGAUCACACUUCUAGAGGUGGUGAUGGAGGCAGAUACAUUAGGGGCAUUUAAGAGACUCAAGGCACAUGGAUCAUAGAAAAUAGUGUUAUGUAGCAGGGAAGGGCUAGAUUAAUCUUAGAGUAGGUUAAAUGUUCAGCAUGGCCAUAAGGCCUCUGUUGUUCUGUACUUUUUAAUUCUCUAUGUUCUAAGCCUGAACUAGUCCAUGGGUGCUGCUCCUGACAUUACCUGGUUUGCCCCUCUGGUCUUCCCAUGUGUGCCUGCUAUCCUACUCUCAGUAAUCAUUGGGGCAUCUCACCAGUCAGUCAGACUCACCACUGAGCAGCUACUCAUGGUUUGAUCAUUCGAGUCACAGAAGACCUAUAAAGUUUGUUGGAUAAACCAUUAAACACAGUAACUUGAAAUGGAGAGCAACAACAAAUGGUAUAUUCUACUGUGAAUUACAGAAGUAUUUGCACUGGCUCCUGACAGAAACCCAAGGUGCAGUCAGUCACACUGGCUUCUGAAGAUUGCAGUAACAAUGAGGAAAGGUAUUGCUCAUCCCAAGAAAAGGAGAAAGAAUAAUAUCCCAAAGUAGCUGAUAGUCUUUACUUCAGCAGGUCAAGUUUUUUGCUAAAAGAUUACCUUUUUAGAAAUUUGAGCUUUCUGCAGGAUUUUAAUUUGAAACAAGUCCCAGAGAAAGAGAUUGCAUCAACUUUCUUGUCUUUACCUUUCGUUUAAUGGUUUGGAUUCAGAAACUUAUUUGAUUCAAAUGUGAACAAUGGUCGGCACUUCCUGAUUUACGUUAUUGCUCACUUGUACUGCAUUCUGAUUAGUCUGUACAACAGGCCUUCCUGUGUCAAACCACAAAGCAAAUAAAACUUUUUUUACUUC